AUGUUGGCUGCCCACUCCAGAUCCCUCGCUCGCGUCGCCCUGACUCGCGCCACCAUUCGCCCCACCGCUGCCAUCGGCAUCCGUUUCUCAUCCGUCUGGGCCAAUGUUCCCAUGGGCCCUCCCGACGCCAUUCUCGGUGUCACCGAGGCAUUCAAGAAGGAUACCGACCCGCGCAAGAUGAACCUCGGUGUUGGUGCCUACCGUGAUGAUGCAGGAAAGCCCUUUGUCCUGAACUGUGUCCGCAAGGCCGAGAACAAGAUCAUGAAGGAUCUGCUCGACAAGGAGUAUGCCGGCAUCACCGGUGUCCCAGAGUUCAACAAAGGCGCUGCUCUUCUUGCCUAUGGUGCCGACAGUGCUCCUUUGAAGGAGGGUCGCAUCGCUAUCACCCAGACCAUCUCCGGCACUGGUGCUCUCCGUAUUGGAGGUGAAUUCCUUGCCAGAUGGCUUCCUACUACCAAGAAGAUCUUCGUUCCCACCCCCACCUGGGGCAACCACAUCCCAAUCUUCAAGGACUCUGGCCUGGAGGUUAACCACUACAAGUACUUUGACAAGAAGACAAACGGAUUGGACUUCGAAGGCAUGGUCAACGACAUCAAGAACGCUCCUAAGGGCUCCGUCAUUUUGCUUCACGCCUGCGCCCACAAUCCCACUGGUGUUGACCCAACCCAGGCUCAGUGGGACGAACUUUCAAAGGUGGUCAAGGAGGCUGGCCACUUCCCCUUCUUUGAUAUGGCUUAUCAGGGCUUUGCCUCUGGAAGCACUGAUAAGGAUGCCUAUGCUCUCCGCAAGUUUGUCAAGGAUGGCCACCUUGUUGCCCUCUCUCAGUCGUUUGCCAAGAAUAUGGGUCUCUAUGGAGAGCGCACUGGUUCGUUCAGUUUGGUGACAUCCUCGCCCGAGGAGAAGGCCCGUGUCGACUCUCAGAUCAAGAUUGUUGUUCGCCCCAUGUACUCGAACCCCCCUGUGAACGGAGCUCGCAUCGUCUCCGCGGUCUUGGACACGCCCGAGUUGAACGCCGAGUGGUUGAAGGAGGUUAAGCUGAUGGCUGAUCGCAUCAUCACCAUGCGCACUCAGCUCAAGGACCACCUCGUGAACGAGUACAAGUCCAAGCUGAACUGGGAUCACAUCACAAACCAGAUCGGUAUGUUCUGCUACACAGGCUUGACGCCCGAGCAGGUCGAGAAACUGAAGACGGAGCACCAUGUCUACCUGACCAAGGAUGGCCGUAUCUCCGUUGCCGGUAUCUCGAGCAAGAACGUUGGCUACCUCGCCAAGGCCAUCCACGAGGUCACCAAGUAA
This is a messenger RNA of Gamsiella multidivaricata, 1296 nucleotides long. RefSeq names its product aspartate aminotransferase. Bases 1 to 1296 code for a protein of 431 amino acids. Gene Ontology annotation, cellular component: mitochondrion. The record is from RefSeq and is a predicted model, not a curated record. Gene Ontology annotation, biological process: biosynthetic process; L-aspartate catabolic process. Gene Ontology annotation, molecular function: L-aspartate:2-oxoglutarate transaminase activity; pyridoxal phosphate binding. The transcript has 5 exons. NCBI's taxonomy places the organism in Eukaryota, Fungi, Mortierellomycota, Mortierellomycetes, Mortierellales, Mortierellaceae.